Molecule: messenger RNA, 912 nt
Organism: Peronospora belbahrii
Lineage: Eukaryota; Oomycota; Peronosporomycetes; Peronosporales; Peronosporaceae
Source: the annotation of a GenBank genome assembly
AUGGAAGAUGCAAAGCAAUUACAUCGUCGUCUACUCAAGUUUACGCGAGGUGAUGUAACAGAUGAGGGUGAUGUACUGGAUAUCUUACGUACCUUGGAAAAAUCCGCCGUGACCUAUACGAUCCUAAAGGAAACUAAAAUAGGACAUACAGUUGGUAAAUUGCGGAAGCACGAGAAUGAGAAAAUUGCAAAUUUAGCACGAUUGCUCGUCAAGUCAUGGAAAAAUAUGGCGUUAUCUCCUCGAGCUACACCUGAACCAGAACGUAAACCAUCCAGCAGUACUGUACAGGCAUCUCUUAAGGCUAGAAUUUCGGGCUCAAAUGGAGUGAAGACGGCGCCUAAGCCUGAAGCGGUGAAACUAAGCUCGUCAUCUUUCAUUCCUGCUGGGUUGGACAAGGUACGAGCUACUGUGCGUACAAAACUGAAAGAGAUUUUAGAAAUUUCAGAAGGUGGUGAUCCAGGCCAAGUGGCGGCUGCUAUUGAAGUAGCAAUGGCUCAAGCGUACCAUAUGGGAGCACCAGGAGAGCAAAAGAAGGAGUACAUGGCCAAGUACCGCCAAUUAUCGUUCAAUCUGAAGAAGAAUAGUGAAUUACGACAAAAUUUGCUGGAUGACAGUGUGAGUGGUGAUCAGUUGGUCAAGAUGACAGCCGAAGAACUAGCAACGGAGGAGAAACGAGCACAGAUUGAGAAGCUGCGAGAUGAUGCAUUCCAGGAAGCACGUCUGGACUGGGCAGAAGCUAAUCACGAAAAGAUUCAAAAGCAGACGGGUACAGAAGGUACCAAGGGGCUGUUUACUUGUGGACGUUGCAAGUCGUCCAAAACUAGUAACACACAGAAGCAGACACGCAGUGCUGAUGAACCGAUGACGGUGUUUGUCAUGUGCCAUAACUGCGGCAACCGAUGGAAAUGCUAG